This is a messenger RNA of Wasmannia auropunctata (little fire ant), 1501 nucleotides long. RefSeq names its product phospholipase A1 member A. Gene Ontology annotation, molecular function: lipase activity. The coding region runs from base 182 to 1126 and encodes 314 amino acids. The transcript is spliced from 7 exons. Gene Ontology annotation, biological process: lipid metabolic process. The record is from RefSeq and is a predicted model, not a curated record. Lineage: Eukaryota; Metazoa; Arthropoda; Insecta; Hymenoptera; Formicidae.
CGUUUGACACGUGUGUGUUCUUUACACACAGUAAAGCAAACAGGGCGAUAUUAGAUAACAAAAUGUCUCAUAAAUUUAACAGUGAAUAAAUUAGCAACGUGGCUUCUUAUAAUGCUGUGCGCAAAAAAAAAUUGGUUUAUUCAGAAAUUCUUGUUCGGUAGGAUCUUCGAUCAAAACUACGAUGAGCCACACUUUUCGACAAUUUGUUUUUGCCAUUGUGAUAAUAUACGCGACCGCGAUUGGCGGAGCGCCCAGCGAGGAGGAGCUCGAGAGCAUCUUUCUACGUGUUUAUGUCGGAACUACUAUAAAUGAAUAUGUCGACUACUCGUUGGAGAACGUUAGCGCGAUCACAUCUCAAAUAAAUAACAAUAAGCCGACGGUGUUGUACAUUCAUGGCUUUUCGGAAAAUUUGGCAUCAGAGAGCGUACGUACGGUGGUGCAAGCUUACUUGAAGAGAAACGAUCACAAUAUUAUCGGAGUCGAUUACAGUCAAUUAGCGAACGACUCGUAUGUAACAGUGGUAAUAAAUGCCCCUCACGUCGCAGAUGCCCUCGUGACGGCUCUCGAUGAAAUGGCAAAAUCGGGCUUUGAUACAGAAAAAUUGCAUAUCGUCGGGCACUCCAUGGGCAGUCAGAUCUCCGGCUAUAUCGGCAGAAAAGUUAGCUUUCAGGUUCCCAGAAUUACGGGACUGGACCCUGCCGGUCCCUUUUUCAAUUUUAUCCAGCCUCGCCUUUCGCUGUCCGACGCCCGUUUUGUGGAUAUCAUACACACGGAUUCUGGAUUUUAUGGUAUUGCCAUGACUACGGGAACAGUAGAUUUUUUUCCAAACGGUGGUAAACGCAUACAACCCGGCUGCCCGGAACAUCCUACAUUUUAUAGCACAGAUGAUUUCUGCAGUCAUCAUUAUUCCUGGAAAUUCUAUGCCGAGUCUGUGAUCGACGAAUCUGUCUUCUUGGGCAUGCAAUGUUCUUCGUUAUCUCAGUUUGACUCCGGCAAAUGCAUUAAUAACACACAGAUCGUCAUGGGAUAUGCCACUCCGAACACUGCGAAAGGAACUGUCUAUCUUGUGACGAACGAUCAAAGUCCUUUUGGAUUGGAGAAGCGAGGACUUAUCUCGAAGAACUGAUCGUGUUACGUUGAGAAUUGCAAUAAAAGGAAAGGAUACCGCAAGAUUUCUAGAAGAAAGGAAUAACAAAUUCUCUUACUAGUAUGAAAGAAAAAAACUAGAAAGUGUAUCGACUUCUGCGACGCGCACACUUUAUUAUGCUACAUUCGUUAUAUAUUAAUGGACAAUCGAACGCAAUUCUUACUUCUUCGUAAUAAUCGUCGCUAUAUUAUUAUUCCGCGUAUUCAGAUGUCUUCUUGCCUUGCGCAUGAAAUAAUAAUGUCACCAUUAAUUCAAGGUCCAAUCGGCAGUUGUCAUCACCAUUGCGAUUCGCGAUAUAUUCUUGUAAUUCAAGUUCAAAUUUAUUAAAAAUGCAAAGCUGACUAGAUAACUGAA